UAGUCCCAAGGUUUUUGCUUCGAAGAUAAAGCGCUUAAUAGCCUACUUGAAAUAUUAUAUUAAUCAUUAAUAAUAUGAAUGAUGCUACUGUGAAUGCAUUUCAGUCAGAUUGGUUACAAUACUGUUGUCAUUGCCUCCCAACUUCUCCGCCACGCCCCGUUCAAAUGCGUUUUUCCUCAACAUCCUCCUCAAAAGUCACUUUCCGAGUGCCAAGAACCACGUCUUAGCAUUUGUUUUCUCACUAAGGACCUUAAAAUCAUCAGCAAUGGAUUGAAUAACGCGAGUGUCGUUGCUUUCAGGCACCUCUGACUUGUUGCGCACUUGUUAUUUCCCUAUAGGCUGCAAAACUCAGUGACUGCGUCGCUUUGAAAUGUUUUCUUUUUGUUUUAUAUCCUCUGACUUAUUUUUAAUGAAAGGAGAAACGAUUUCGAGACGUUCGCUUUCUUACAGUUUGGCUUAAAAGGACUGGGAUGUCUAAGUCGCGGUAUGAAAAUAUACUUUAAGCUGUGGCAGGUGAGAGACAGAGAGACGGGGAUUCCUGACAGCGUUUCUCCAGCACGCGCUUGAAUGCACGCGACUUUGAUGCAGAAUUAAUUGAAGGAUUUGAACAUGAUCUCAGCGCAGGACACGAGACGCUGCCGGCCACCUGCACUGUGUGUUCAAAUACUUUACAGUGUUCUCAUACUGUGGACCAAAGAAAUGGAUGGACUCUCCGAUUUCUCAAAUUAUCUGUUUAGGAUCAUCAACAGUCAAUCAGCUCAAGCCUGUGAUGGAGAUCUCCUGCUCCUCAAGUGUCCACGACACUCCACCAUAACUAUUCAGUCUGCAUUUUAUGGACAGAGUGCAGCCCUUCCCGGGAUCGUGCCAGGAAUGAGAUGCCAAUGGCGUAAUCACAGCUGUUCUACUAGCACAGCACUGCAGAAAGUGCUCUCUGAAUGCCAAGGUCACAGAAAUUGCCAGUUUCUGGUUAAUCAUCAAGUCUUUGGCAUAGAUCCUUGUCCUGGAACCCCUAAAUACCUCCAUGUAUCAUACAGAUGUAAACCUACAGAGCACAAGAAGAAAGUAACAUGUGAGGGAGAUCGACUUUUGCUGCACUGCAAACAUCCAAAAGUGCUGAAUAUCUACUCUGCUGUUUAUGGCAGACAGUUGGAUGGGAGAGACUUGUGCCCAUCAGAGGAACAACCUCCACCAUUCGAAUGUCUUUUUCAUGGAGCUGUUGAUGUGGUAUCCAACAUCUGCUAUGGAAAACAGAGGUGUUUGUUUACCAUAGAUGAGGAACGUUUCAAAAACCCCUGCCCUACAGGAACAAAAAAGUAUAUCACUGUCUUCUAUGCAUGCGUUCCAGAAAGUUUACUUAAGGAGGCUGAUCCCAGCAGUUUCCAAACUACCUCAGUUCCUAACCAGAGUACAAAAGAAGGGGAACACCCAGUUGUCAGAAAUUCAAAGUUUCCAGAGAACAGGAUUAUUGUCAGCAACUCUUUAAUGGCAUACGGCUACAUUACAGAGCAUCCAGAGAUGGCAGGACUGCUUUUCACAUCAAGUGUUUGUGUGGGACUUCUGAUUGUUCUAAUAGCAGUUUCAACACAGUUAACAUGCAGUAGACGUCUAAAUACAACUAGAACAUUCAGGAAGAAGAGUAGAACUCAUCUGGAAGAGGAGGAGCCAAUGAACCAGGAUAACAAUGAAGAAGAGGAAGGUGAGGAUGAAAAAGGGUCCCUAAUGGACAGCUCUAACCUGUCAGAGGUUAGCAGGAAGGUGUAUUGCUGGGAAGAUGUGACGUAUACCACAGAGGCAGCAGAGCUGAUGGAGAGGAUUGAGCGAAGAGAGCUUGUGAUUCAGGAGAUCAGGAUGAACGCAUACCUCAAUGGAAACACAUGCAUCCUGCAUUCAUACAUGCCAACUAUUACGCAGAAUGUGCAAUAGCUGUAUUUCAACCAAAAGGAGAGAGCAUUUUGAAUGUUUUCAGUUACCAAAACACUAAAAUUAAAGGUGAAGUGUGUAAUUUCUGUAUCACAACUGUUUCCAGAGCACUCCCCUCGUUUGCUAUUGGUCUGCCACAUAAAUGGCCCGCCCCUAACUCACACUCUUGGUAAAGCUAAUUUUGCAGUUGUCUGGCAGCUCAAACAAACAUACCGAUAUUUUGAUAACAUCACAGAUUCACUGUGCUACAACUUUUGAGUGGAAUCUACCUACAACAGUUGCAUAAUAAGCCAUGAAAGAUGUAUUUUAAAAUUAACAAAUUACACACAUCAUCUUUAAAAAUGGUCAGGUUAAAAAAAAAAAUGGUCUGGCACAGCGAGGACUUAAUAGCAUAGACCAAUAAAGCAAUACCUGAUGUUUUUUACUGCCUAAGCAGGGCAAAAGUUAUUAUUCAGUUAAUAAAGUAUCUGUUGUAUUAAAUUGUACACAAAGUAAAGCCAUGAAAAAAAGUAUUUUAUAAAUUAUUGCUCUAUUCAACAAUGGAUGAAUAAUGUAUGUGGGUUUUGAAAGUCAAUACAAAUUAAAAAGACUGGUAACAUUUUUUAUUGAAAUGUAUUAUAUUUAAAUGUGGAAUCAUAAAAUGAAAAUAAAAUGAACACAAACA
Messenger RNA from Carassius carassius (crucian carp), 2584 nucleotides. RefSeq names its product eva-1 homolog C (C. elegans) (gene eva1c). Bases 610 to 1923 code for a protein of 437 amino acids. The record is from RefSeq and is a predicted model, not a curated record. Gene Ontology annotation, molecular function: carbohydrate binding; heparin binding. Lineage: Eukaryota; Metazoa; Chordata; Actinopteri; Cypriniformes; Cyprinidae. Gene Ontology annotation, cellular component: extracellular region. The transcript has 8 exons.